Molecule: messenger RNA, 4603 nt
Organism: Brachypodium distachyon (stiff brome)
Lineage: Eukaryota; Viridiplantae; Streptophyta; Magnoliopsida; Poales; Poaceae
Exons: 20
Coding region: 1371-3521 (716 amino acids)
Source: RefSeq, a predicted model, not a curated record
UCCCCAUUACUGUGUUUGAACUGCCGCUCGUAACCCCCUCAUUCAGUCUACUGGCGCGUGUCCCUCUCCAUCCCAUCUUCGUGGGCAUCUCCGACGACUGCUGCGCCGGAAUCGCGUGUCUGCUCUGAUCAAGUCGCCCCAAUAUCAGGUGUUAAGAGCCAUGGUUAGGAAACGGCAGGAUGUUGAUUUGGGUGAUGAAGACAUGAAGCAUGUCGCUGUAAGGAACAGGGCUUCUCCAUUUGGUCCGACCCAACUCUACAAGGAUUUCAAUGUCGCACUAAAGCUGGAUUUCAGGAACAUGGAGUUUACGUCUUUCAUGCAUAUCAACACCACCAAGCUACACAAUAAAGCGAUUGAUUGGCUUGCGAGUUGUUAUGACUCUUCGACCAGGUGUCUUCUUAUCCCUGCCAGGGGCAGGAUUGCAAUGACCGAAGAAUCUGUCUACAAUGCUUUGGGGUGCCCCAUGGUAAUUUGCCUGUUCAUACAGGGUGGACAAGGACAUUGAGGCCCGUCUUGCACCACAGAUGUUCCCUGGUAUGGAUCUAUCCAAAGCCCCAUUGCAUAGCCAGGUGAACACCAUGUUGAAGGAUAUGACGGAGUCCGGCGACAGUUUCAAGAGGCUCGCCCUGAUAUACAUCAUGAGCACUAUAUUGGCACCAACCACUAGCACCAGGAUAAGCAAUAGGUGCUAUCCUGUUCUGGAUCAUAUUGCCAACAUGCACAAGUACAACUUUUGCAAGUUUGUUCUCGACCAACUUCAUGAGAAUUUGUCUAAGAAGAAAUUAAACAAGGGUUGCCGUCUUUACCUUUUGUUUGGAUAUCAGCGAGCUCGGGCUAGAUGUGCCUGCUGCUCCGUUUGGAGUCACCGUGUGGACAAACAGCUUGAUUGAUUAAGUUUUGAAAGCAGACACCAAAGAAGAUGGAUCUUUUGGGAAACUCCAGCUAAUCUCUGACCAUGCUGUGAACAAUACGUAUUUUGGCGGUCCUGAGCAGUUUUCCAGGUGGAUUGAUAUGAAUAGCCAUCCUGAUAUCGAACCGAAGGAGUGGAAGAAAGUUGAAACUCUUGUGGGUCAGUUUGCGUCAGGCAUGACCUGUCUCCUGGGCAAUCUUGUGCAAGGGUGGACUGGUCUGACCCCUCUUGAAAGUGAAGAAAUGUCGCGCCGUUUUGCUAUGGUCACCGGUGGCGUGCCCAUGCGCUCUCGUACUGCUAGGGGUAGGUUUGAGGGUUACAAUUACCCGAGCGACACGGAUGAUGAAGAUGAACAUGCUCAAGACAGUGGUGACACCAGCGACAGUGAUGACGACCCACCCAACAACCCUGGAGGAGGAGAAAGAGAAGGGAAAAGGAUGGCGAUAAUGAAGAUGGGGAGAUGGGCAAGGGCGAUGCUCAUGAGGGUCAAGGUACCGGGGAUGACGGCGGGAAUAAUAAUGACAGCUCUGGCCACAACGACAACAAUGAGGCAACACCCAACGAUGAGCCUGGUGAUGAAUCUGGUGGCGUGGGGUGCGGGGGUGAAUCCGAUGCUAGCGACAAAGGUAUUGCGAAUGCCGCACACCGUGAAAUUGCCAAACACGUGGUUGGGGAACUGAAUUUAAAGAGGCAGAGGAGUGAGAUGCUGUCUGAUGGCGAUGUUGUUAAGUGGCAAUUUUACUCUUACCACAGAUCCACCAAAAUGGUUCUAACAAAGAGUACCAGGCCUGCAAGGAGGUCUCCUCGGUUUUCUCCAACCAAGGGUGGGGCAGGAGAGGAUCCAACCGCUGGCGUGCCUGCUAUUGAAAAGGUGUCAAAAAAGGCAUCUACAAAGCAUACUGUACCUUCAGGGAGUUCUCCUCGUUUCUGUCCAAAACCAGAUGGGGCACAAAAUGAUGAUCCUACCAUUGGAGCCUGCAUUCCUGUAAAAGUCACUAAGAAGGAACCCACAAGGAGGUCUCCUCGUGUUUCUCGGAACACUAAUGUUGGUGCAAGCACCACUGCAUUUUGUAUUCCUGAAUUGGCACCACGCGCUCAUAUUAAGAAGCAAUCAACAGUCAAAGUUUAUUUUUGCGCAACCAGGGGUGAGUCAUCGUCCGAUAGUGAUUUUGUGAAGUGCAAGAAACCAAGAGCUACUAAAUUGGUUCCAGCCAAAAGCACUAUACCUGCAAUGAAGUAUCCAAACAAGGACAUGGCAAAGGGGGCUGACUCAAGAGUCGCAGCUACUCGUAUUGCUCGAAAAAUGGAUGGGACAUCAGAAGAUGUUGCAGCCUGCAUUCCUGAAGUGGUAGCGCGUUCUCGUCCUAUGAAGGGAGGAACUGCCAUCGAUGGAUUACGCAAAAGCAAUGCCGUGUUUGGUAGACUCCGUGCAAUGCUUAACAUAAAUGCUGACAAUGUUGCUGAUCCCAAGGUGGCUGAUCCGAAGGCAGUAGACCCUAAAGUGUCAUAUCACAAGGCGGUAGAUGAGCCUAUUGCUGAUGCUCCAAGUUCGACCAUGCCGGCUGGUGACGCUGGUGUUCUAAGUGACGCAGGGGUUAUCACAGCUCCCGGCAGCAGGCCAGAAAAAAUUGUGCCCCCUGUUGUUGGCUCAGCAUCAAAGCCGGUAGUAAUUGUGUCACCUGCUUUUGGAUCAGCAGCAAAACUAGUAGAAAUUGUGUCCCCUGCUGUUGGAUCAGCAGCAAAGCCAGUAGAAAUUGUGUCUCCUGUUGUCGGUUCAGCGGCAAAGCCGGUUGAUAUUGUGUCGCCCGUUGUUGGUUCAGCGUCAAGGCCGGUCGAAAUCGGGUCUCCUGCUGAUCCUGCAGCCAGGCCUGCACCCUUGAACAUAGGCGGUGCAACUGUAAUGGCACAUGCAGGUGUAACAAGAGGAGAUCUGAUUGACAAGCUAUCGCCAACUGGCCAAGAAGCUGCAGAGGGUCUGAUUGGGCUGCAGACAGGCAUGUUCCCUGCAUCUCUACUGUUUGCGAACCCCAAUGCUGGCCUAAAGUAUACAACUCCAGUGAAGACAUAUACAAGAACAAAAGCUGCUACUCAAUCAGGGAUUGGUGGGCCAAGCGUGAGUGCAUCUCGGCAGUCAGCAUGUGUUGAUAAGAAGGAAGUAGGUGAUGCACUAGCUGGUCCAAGCGACGGACUCGGGGGAAACAAAGUUGAUGUGCAUAAAAGUACUCGCCAUCGUAUGGCGUUCACCCCACCCGGGUUUGAUCUUGGUUUCGGGGAAGAUGCAGAACCUGUUGCCAAGCAACAAAAACAUGUGUCGUUCGUACUCCCAGACGAGCAGCUUGGUGCGGACAUAGACAUCAACAAGGGAGCUUUUGUAGAUCUCGGCACUGUCGUUGUGUCACAAGAAGAAAUUGAACUUUUUGAUAUAUACGACAGAGAAUACCGAAAAGCAAACGUGGCCGUGAUGUCUGGUUCUGCAGGCCCCAGCAGUCUGGAGACCCCUAUGAAAAAUAUAUCAAUCGCUGAGGGAGUCGAGUGCAGUGCCACUCCAGCGUCAACAAUUGUUCCCAAGAGGGUCGUACACCCUUCAAAGUAUGUGCGGGGGCGUAUGUGACGAUCAAAGCUUCUGUUGCAGAGAACGAGUUAUACAAGAAAGUUAGGCGUUUUGGCGAUGGCAGGAAGACAUCAAAGAGCAAGGAUUCCGAUGUACGCAACGCACGCGUAAUCCAAUGCAGAGCAACAUGGAUCGAGCUUGGGGAGCUUGCUGCAUGUGUCAAGCCAAGGGGCCAGUUGACAAGCAAUGUUGCCGAAGCCGCAAUAGAGUACAUCAAGUUGUAUGAUUGCCCUGACGACAAAGUCCUGAUGUCGUACGUUGUCGGUAAGAAGAUAUCGGAAGGGAACGUCAAGCACAAUGUCAUCAAGGCAGCAUUCAGCCAGGAGAUUGGUUCAAAGCUCACUCGGAAAUAUAUUAUCAUGUUCCCCUUCAUCCAGACAUGGGGUGUAGGGAAAGACAAAGUCGGUCAUUGGUAUACUAUUUCGAUAAAUACCAAGCAAAGGAUGUUCGAGAUCCUUGAUUCAUUGCGCGGGCCGGAUAAUGAUGAUCUUCAGUCCCAUUCCCGCGUUAUGUUAGCGCACAUUAAACGUGCCUGGAAGGAGCAUUAUGGUGGUGCCAAGUUGCAGAUAGAGGAUUUCACCACGCAGCACAUUGAUGUGCCAAAGCAGAAUAAUCUCGAUGAUUGUGGGUUUUAUAUGCUCGAGUUCAUGAGGAAGUGGGAUGGGAGAGUUGUUCCUGCGUUGGAGCUGGACGACAUAGUUGAAUUGAGGAAGGUUCUGACCUACAAGAUGAUUGUGACACAGCCUUUCAAUGAGAAAAAGAAUGCAAAGGACUUCAUAGAGGAAAACACAAAAUGAGGGGGACACGAUAUGUUGUUGUGACCGUUUUGUCCGGAAGACAGAUGGGGCAGCGAACAAACAUGAAUGGGCCAGAUAUGUACUGUACAUAUUAAUAUGCUUUUUUAUACUCCCUAAAUGUAGUCUAGCAGAUAUAUGAAUGUGGGAAAUGCUACCAAAGAUGGUCACGUGCUAGCAGUUUCAAAUGGAUAUCCGGUUCCUAGUGUAUUGUAACCAAAAUCUACUAUCAUUAUAGUUCUCAACAUGGCAGCAUAUUGGUGUGCAUGCGGCAUCUUUCCACUUAAA